GGCGGGCGCGGCUGGCAGGCCUUCGGCACCCUUCAGCCUCCUUCAGCCUCCUUCAGCCCGGCAUCCCGGGGCUCCCGCCGGCCGGACCGGCGCCGCUUCCCCUGCUGCAGAGCCUUUGGGAUCGCCGGAGAUCCCGCAGUGCGAGCCCCGCGGAGCAGGUGGCGCGUCCAGGUUGUGAGUGCUGCAUGUGUGCUUUUCAGAGCAGUAGUGUGAGGAAGCUGGCAGUGGAAUGGCAGGACGGCCUCAUCCUUAUGACAGUAACUCCAGUGAUCCAGAGAAUUGGGAUCGGAAAUUGCAUAAUAGACCUCGUAAACUUUGUAAACAUUCAAGCACCUCAUCCCGUGUAGCUAAAGGAAUCGACUACACCAAAAUGAGCCUGCAUGGGGCCAGUGGCGGACACGAGCGAUCGAGGGACAGGCGCAGAUCCAGUGACAGAUCUCGGGACUCGUCCCACGAGAGAGCAGAGUCCCAGCUCACUCCGUGCAUCAGGAAUGUCACUUCACCAACAAGACAGUAUCAUUCUGAUCGCGAGAAGGAUCACAGUUCAUCUCGGCCCAGCAGCCCCCGGCCCCAGAAGACAUCCCCCAAUGGUUCUGUUGUCAGCAUGGGCACCAGCAGCAGGAACAGCAGCCAGUCCAGCUCAGAUGGCAGCUGCAAGGCUGGUGGGGAAAUGGUGUUUGUGUAUGAAAAUGGCAAAGAGGGAGCUCGGAAUGUCAGAACUUCCGAGCGAGUGACGCUCAUCGUCGACAACACCAGAUUUGUUGUAGAUCCUUCCAUCUUCACUGCACAACCUAACACAAUGUUGGGCAGGAUGUUUGGAUCAGGCAGAGAACACAACUUUACACGGCCCAAUGAAAAAGGAGAGUAUGAAGUUGCUGAAGGAAUUGGUUCUACUGUGUUUCGUGCUAUUCUGGAUUACUACAAGACUGGGGUGAUACGCUGUCCUGAUGGGAUAUCUAUUCCUGAACUGAGGGAAGCAUGUGACUAUCUCUGUAUCUCCUUUGAGUAUAGUACUAUAAAAUGCAGAGAUCUGAGUGCUCUCAUGCAUGAACUAUCAAAUGAUGGUGCUCGCAAGCAAUUUGAGUUUUACCUGGAAGAAAUGAUUCUGCCAUUAAUGGUAGCCAGUGCCCAGAGUGGGGAGAGGGAGUGCCACAUUGUUGUGCUGACAGAUGAUGAUGUUGUUGACUGGGAUGAAGAGUAUCCCCCCCAAAUGGGAGAGGAGUAUUCACAAAUUAUUUACAGCACAAAGUUGUAUAGAUUCUUCAAAUACAUUGAAAACAGAGACGUGGCCAAAUCAGUUCUGAAGGAAAGGGGGCUCAAGAAGAUCCGACUGGGCAUCGAAGGUUACCCCACGUACAAGGAGAAGGUGAAGAAGCGGCCGGGCGGGCGGCCGGAGGUGAUCUACAACUACGUGCAGAGGCCGUUCAUCCGCAUGUCCUGGGAGAAGGAGGAGGGCAAGAGCCGGCACGUUGACUUCCAGUGCGUGAAGAGCAAAUCCAUCACCAACCUGGCGGCGGCAGCAGCGGACAUCCCGCAGGACCAGCUGGUGGUGAUGCACCCCACGCCGCAGGUGGACGAGCUGGACAUCCUGCCCAUGCACCCGGCCCCCAGCAGCAGCGAGCCCGAGGCCGAGGGCCAGAACCCCCCGCUCUGAGCGCGCUGCCCCACCGCACGCAUGCUCCUGCAGUGACUGCACCCAGCCCAUCCCGCACUGCAACGCCAGUUUUCCAUUGUGUCCCGGUGUUUAGGAGACUGCAGCAGGGACCUGGCACGGCCCCAGGGCAUGCCUGGUGGCUCGGGGAGGAGCGCAGCCGGCGCUGGGCUCGGUGCCGUUCGUGUCUGUGUUUACCGUAGGUUUGUGACGUUGGUGACCGUGAGCUGGCCUGGCCCCGCUCCGCGGCCCCGCGGCCCCGCCGUGGCACGGCCUUAGGAAGCAGAGUGGGAAUUGAUAGUAGCACUUUACAAAUGGUUGAGAAGUGGAAUUUGAAGCCAUUUUUUAUAAAUGUAUUGCACAAUACUAACAAAGUGCUUCUAUCAAAGGUGUUAACUGUACAUAGUUUUGCUCUGGAUAGAUUGACCCUUUUGAAGUUAUUGUAUAUGGUUGAGCACAAAACUACUUACUCUUGGGUUUUUGGAUUGAGGACGUGAUUCAAUGACCCACGUAACAUCUUGUUCGAGUUCUUUAGUGAAUUUUUUCACUUGUUUGCAGCGUGAGCCAUGUUCAAAAAUUGUGAACAACGGACAGGGGCUUUAUCUUAAAUUUUGCCUUACCUUAAGCUGUUCACAAAUAUUUAUUUAAUACAUUUUUCAUAAGUGUCAUGAAAUAGGAAAAUGCAAAUGGUUCAUUCUUCAUUUAUUAAUGAUUGUAAACAAGUUUUUCAUGCAAAUAAAGUUUCCAUUAUUUUAA
This is a messenger RNA of Agelaius phoeniceus (red-winged blackbird), 2407 nucleotides long. It is a transcript of the gene BTBD10, whose product is annotated as BTB domain containing 10. Gene Ontology annotation, molecular function: protein binding. Gene Ontology annotation, cellular component: cytoplasm. Gene Ontology annotation, biological process: positive regulation of phosphorylation. The record is from RefSeq and is a predicted model, not a curated record. NCBI's taxonomy places the organism in Eukaryota, Metazoa, Chordata, Aves, Passeriformes, Icteridae.